AUGUGAACAUGUAAACUGUAAAGUUUACCAAACAAUAUGUAAACAAGAUUUGCGUCCGGUGUGAAGCAAUGAAUGAAAUAUAUUUUACGUAUUUAUGCAUUUUUUCUGUCAUCGUUAGCGAAGUGCGCGUCGGAAAAUAGAGAACGAUGGAUUAUGAUUUUAAAGUUAAAACGGCAGCGGAGCGCAUCAAAGUAGAAGAUUUAUUCGAAUUUGAAGGCUGUAAGGUCGGGCGAGGGACAUACGGUCAUGUUUACAAAGCACGGAGAAAAGACGGGACAGAUACCAAAGACUACGCCUUAAAACAAAUCGAAGGAACAGGUCUAUCUAUGUCGGCUUGUAGAGAAAUAGCGCUUCUACGUGAACUGAAGCAUUCAAAUGUCAUUAAUCUUAUUCGAGUAUUCCUUUCUCAUAACGAUCGUAAGGUAUGGCUGUUGUUUGAUUAUGCGGAACAUGAUUUGUGGCAUAUAAUAAAGUAUCAUCGUGCAGCGAAAGCAAAUAAGAAGCCAGUAAUGGUACCAAAGGGCAUGGUUAAAUCAUUGUUGUAUCAAAUUUUGGAUGGUAUUCACUACUUACAUUCGAACUGGGUUCUACAUAGAGAUCUGAAACCAGCAAAUAUCCUUGUAAUGGGAGAAGGACCUGAGCGAGGCCGUGUGAAGAUUGCUGAUAUGGGGUUUGCACGUCUCUUUAAUGCUCCACUCAAGCCUCUAGCUGACCUUGACCCUGUGGUAGUCACAUUUUGGUACAGAGCUCCUGAGCUGCUACUGGGUGCACGCCACUACACAAAAGCCAUUGAUAUAUGGGCAAUAGGCUGCAUAUUUGCUGAGUUGUUAACAUCAGAACCAAUUUUCCAUUGCCGGCAAGAGGAUAUCAAAACAAGUAACCCGUAUCAUCAUGAUCAGCUGGACAGAAUAUUUAAUGUGAUGGGAUUUCCAUUGGAGAAGGAUUGGGAAGAUAUUAAGAAGAUGCCAGAACAUCCAACACUUCUUAAAGAUUUUAAACGAGCCAACUAUUCAAACUGCUCAUUGGUGAAGUAUAUGGAUCGACACAAAAUUAAACCUGAUAGCAAAGCAUUCCAUUUGUUACAAAAGCUACUGUUGAUGGACCCAACAAAGAGGAUAACAUCUGAGCAGGCUAUGCAGGAUGCCUAUUUUCAGGAGGAGCCACUUCAUACAGCUGAUGUGUUUGCUGGCUGUGCAAUUCCAUAUCCAAAGAGGGAAUUCUUGACUGAUGAUGACAACGAGGAUAAGUCAGACAACAAGGCUCGACAGAAUCAGCCGCCCAAUGGCAACCAAGGUGGUGGAGGAGACCAAGGCAAUCACAACCACCACAAUGGCCAUGGGCCAAGUGCAAAACGUGUACGUCUUCAGCAGCCAGGUGCAGGAGGGCUCUCAGCUCAGCAGCAACAGCAGCAACAACAGCAACAGCAGCAAGCCCAACAGCAGCAACAACAACAAGCACAGCAGCAGCAGGCACAGCAACAACAGGCAGAUUUCCAUCAGCAGCAACAGCAACAGCAACAACAGCAAGCAGCAGCAGCUGCAGUCGCUGCUGCUGCCAUGAUAUAUACAUCCACUGCAAACACACAACCGCAAGCAUCGUUCCAACGUUUCUGACCGGCAGCAAUAUUGCCUUGUGAAUGACUGUUGAGUGCCAAAAAUUGGUGCUGUUUUUUAAUGCCAUGAUUCAUUGAAUAGACUGAUGAUAGUGCACAAACCAUUGUGUUGAUGUCUGUCGUUCAGGACUGCGGGUGACUUUCAGCACCAACAUUUUUACUGAAUGCAUAAAUGCUACAAACACGCUCUUGAGAGACACAAACUUAUAGGUUGCUGACAGGACAUACAAGGCAUCCACCACUCACAUAAAGUGCUCUUAUGAAGGGAAAUGGCUUUUAACUGAAUGAUCAUUUAAAAAUACUGUACAUGUGAUGGGUAUGUCUUAUACAAGUGCAAUAAAAGUUUACAUCUAAAUUCA
This is a messenger RNA of Schistocerca serialis cubense, 1971 nucleotides long. RefSeq names its product cyclin-dependent kinase 8 (gene Cdk8). The coding region runs from base 147 to 1613 and encodes 488 amino acids. Gene Ontology annotation, biological process: protein phosphorylation. Gene Ontology annotation, cellular component: nucleus; mediator complex. Lineage: Eukaryota; Metazoa; Arthropoda; Insecta; Orthoptera; Acrididae. The transcript has 10 exons. The record is from RefSeq and is a predicted model, not a curated record. Gene Ontology annotation, molecular function: RNA polymerase II CTD heptapeptide repeat kinase activity; cyclin-dependent protein serine/threonine kinase activity; ATP binding.